AUGGAGUAUCGCAACAAAGCAGUCCUCCGCAGACUCAAGCGCCAGCGGAGCGUUUGGGAUUUGGCCUCUGAGAAGCGAGCGGGAAUGGCCCCGGCGGUGGGAGACGGUGCAGACCAAGAGCUUAAACCCCGAGACUCAUUGGCGCUUUACGGCAGCUCACAGACACAGCACAACAAUCAGCGAAAGGGUCGAUUGCACAAGGCGAGUCUCCAUCUCCGACAGUCCAUCUCCGAUCUUGAGAUCCCCAACAAACUCCACCAAGUCAUCCGCCGGACCAGAUCACUCGACGAUCAGCAUGCAGCCGGGGAGACAACGGCACACAAAGGGACAUUCGGACCGCGCCUGCGCAAAUCCAUCUCCAACCUCGCCCAUGUGAUACGUCUGAACGGAGCGGGACAGCGCGGUUGCAGCCCGGCACAAGUGUCGUCCAAACAACGAACGUCCGCCGCCGAACCAGCGUUCUGGGAGGCAUACAGAGAGCGACUUCGACAUCAAAACGAAAUGGAAAUCGCCAACGAAGCCAUGAGGAUCGCACACACUUACGAUGACGACAACGGCUUGCAAAUGCGUCGGCCACCUCAAGUCCACGAGAAGACUCUCGGCGUGCUCGAAGGACGCAUCACACCAUUGAGUCCGGUGGUGAGCGAAGCGACGACUUUCUCGUGGUCUGGAGAUCGACUGGCCAACAUCCACGACUUCGUGGGAUUGCCACCACCGGCACUUUGCUUUCUGGCCGCCGACUUCUAUCAAAUGUUGCCGUCGGCUUUGCCGAACGACACCGAGAACUUCGAAUGGGCCGGCGAUCAGUGGAGGGAUUUCCGUCGCUUUGUCGUAGCUGCUGAGAGCCAAGAGAAGAUGGACUUCCAACGUCAUCUCACCCCGCCGACCAUCUUCGAGUUUGACGAUUACAAUGACUUCCACGGCCUCGGGGCCAGUGCAAGCACUGCGGCAUCGUAUUUCACCAACGAGUGGUCCCCCGAAUCAAUCAUGACAGUCGGAACCGCAGCCACCACCCCUCCCAAAUCGCCGCCCAAGAUCCGGGAGAUUGGCCCGGCUCUUCUGCCACGGGUGCGCCCUCAGGACCAGCAGAUCAACGCCAGCUCCGACCAGGAUUCCCGUAGCCAUAUCAGGACAGCGUCACUACCGGUGAAAAAGACGAAGAUGCAACUCCAGGGUCACCUGCGCGUGCGACCGAGUGUCGAGCGGCGCUCCAGUAGCCCACCCAUGACCGCCGGCCUGGUCACCCCGGGCUCCGCGCCGCUUCCGUUUGAGCACAUGAUGCUUGAUCCCGCCUCUGCCAGGCCUUCUUUCGGUGCCUCUCGGUCCAAGUCCACCUUGAACAUACAUACGCACGCUCGACACAGCUCUUCGACGAGCAUUGAUGCCAGCGUUCUCGGUCGAUAUGGCUUUCCAACCUACCGACAGAGCCCAACGCCCCAGCCCAUGUCCGCCAGCUCGACGUGCAUGUCUCGUACCGCCAGCGCCAUGAGCCAUCUCACGCCCAUCUCAAUGCCGGGAGGACAGAUCCAGUCCUACCCCGCUCGAAAACGCACGGCAAGUCCGCCGGCGAAUCCCUCGCGUUUGUCCACGGAGCUUGACUUUGAUCCCCUACUGGAGUAUGGAGAGUCGUCAAUCUUGGAAUAUCUGACAGCGCCCAAUCCCACGCCGUCUCUUACACAGCGCACUGUGGAGAGCAAUCGCGCGCAGAACGCUCACUGCUGGUUCGACGUUCGCAACGUCGCGCCCUGGUCCGACUUCGCAACCUCCACCAUCUCCACCAUUCCUGGCCUCAUCGAUCUCUUGCAGGUCCGAGUCACCACCCGAGACCUGCCAGCACCGGGCAGAGUCAACCUCAUUCCUGAGACUUCUGCUCAGCUGGCCGAUAUGUGCGCCAACUAUCAUGCCGUCAAAGUCAAUGCCGCAUUGAAGCUCGCCCAGGGCGACAAGCACAUGGCGAUGCGCGCACUGAAGUCCACCGCCGGUGCAAAGCCCGAGUUCAUCUCGAGCUACCAGUCGGAGAUCGAACAGACCAUCUACGGCGACGGUCGAGGCCGAGUCGUCGGGAUCGUCAAGUGCUACGACCAGUGCAACUCGGGCAUGCGCAACGGCUCGCCUGGGGACAAGGUGAAAUAUCUCCAGAGUUUGGCACAACUGCAGCGCUUUAUGCGCGAGCACGAAUGUCGGUACGGCUUCAUCAUGACCGAGAUCGAGCUGGUCUGCGUUCGAGCGGGAGGCGUGCCGGACGCUGAUUCGAAUGUCCCGUUGUUUGGAUACAUUGAGGUCGCCGAACCCGUCCGUGUGGCGACGCAUGGCACGGACGAGAACGGCAAUCUCCAAAUGACGGCCGGGUUGGCGCUCUGGUAUCUGCAUAUGCUGGCCAAGGAACAGCCAUUCCCGGGUCAAUAUCACUGGAAGAUGGACGUCGGAACUCCCGCGCAGCUGAGCAGGCAGAAGCACCUGGCGCGCGACUCGUGGAUGCCGAAGCCGAAUUUGUCAGAGACGCGAGAGGCGAAGCGACUGCGGGGAUGGGUGUGGCCGAACGAGGGAUUGAGCAAGCGAGAGUGUGGAAGAGGUAGGCGGGUUCGCAGUGGAAGGUGA
Neohortaea acidophila is the source of this 2598-nucleotide messenger RNA. RefSeq lists its product as uncharacterized. Lineage: Eukaryota; Fungi; Ascomycota; Dothideomycetes; Mycosphaerellales; Teratosphaeriaceae. The transcript is spliced from 3 exons. The record is from RefSeq and is a predicted model, not a curated record. Bases 1 to 2598 code for a protein of 865 amino acids.